GGAGGGAUUUUCUUAAGAAACUAUUUCAUGAGCUAACAGGAAGUCUUCUUCAAAAAGCUUGAACAACAGAUAAUGAUUUCCAGCUAAAUUAAAUGUUGUACUUGUCAAUACUAGUCAGUCAUUACCUUUUACUUAAUAAAUAUUGGGUAAACUCAGCCUCGUGUGAGCAUUUUCAACAAGACAAGAUUCAACAUGUGUUUCCAGCCUAUGAAACAUGAUGGAUGAUGAUGUAGAAAUCGCUGUUGUUGGCAUUGGAUGCCAUUUUCCUGGAGGUGAGGGACUUGAAAACUUCUGGCGAGUCCUCCUUCAUGGAGAGAACUGUGCAGUUCAGAUACCAAAUGACAGGUUUAAUCUCUCUCAGUGGUACGAUCCAGAUGAGAGUAAGGCAGGAAAGACGUACACAGCAAAGGCAGCACUUAUUGAUGGCUUCAAUGAGUUUGACCACAAGUUCUUCGGCAUCACUAAUGCUGAAACAAUCACCAUGGACCCUCAGCACAAACUUCUGUUGCAGUGCACCUACAGGGCCCUAGAGGAUGCUGGGAUACCAAUGGAAAAGGCCAGUGGAACGCAAACAGGAGUAUUUUUGGGCCUAAUGAACAGAGACUUUGAGCUGGCAAAUGUGAGGAUGAAUCCAAAACACAUAGACCACACCAAUGCCACUGGUGCUGCAAUGAGCAUAGCUGCCAAUCGCAUCUCAUACAUAUUCAAUUUCACUGGCCCCUCACUGUCCAUUGACUGUGCCUGUUCCUCAUCCCUCGUUGCCCUUCACUUAGCUUGUCAAGCCAUAAAACAAGGAGAUUGUGAUAUGGCCUUGUGUGGAGGUGUGUCCUGUAUAUUGGAGCCGACCCUUUUUGUCACUCUCUCCAAGGCAAAAAUGAUCUCCUCUGAUGGAACGAGUAAACCUUUCAGCAGCAAAGCAGAUGGAUACGGCAGAGGUGAAGGAUGCGGGGUUGUUCUAUUAAAGCCUCUAAAAAAAGCUUUUGAAGACCAUGAUCAUAUUUGGGGUAUCAUCAGCAAAACUGCAGUAAAUCAAGAUGGCCGCACAGUUAGUCCAAUCACCAAACCAUCCAUGGUACAGCAGGAGGAGCUGCUUAGAAAAAUCUACUCAGCAGAGACUGACCUGACUAGUGUCCAGUACAUUGAGGCUCAUGGGACAGGGACUCCAAUUGGAGAUCCAAUAGAGGCAGGUAGCAUCUCAAAAGUCAUUGCCAAAGCAAGACCUCAAAAGUCAGGGCCACUCAUCAUUGGUUCAGUUAAGAGCAAUAUUGGACACACAGAAUCUGCCGCAGGUGUUGCAGGGCUCAUAAAGGUUCUCUUGAUGAUGCAGCAUGAAACCAUUGUGCCAUCAUUGUUCUACUCCAUUGAAAACUCCAGCAUAGAUGUUGAAUCUCUCAAUAUGAAAAUCCCCACCACAGCAGAAAAAUGGAUCAGUAACUGCAGAGCAGGGAGGUCUGCAGGACUCAAUAACUUUGGGUUUGGUGGAACAAAUGCACAUGCAAUUGUCAGACAAUAUGUGCAGACAAAAAAAACAAAAGCUCAGUUGAUAAGCAAAUCCCAUCAGCAUUUUGUGGUCUCUGCAGCCUCUGAAAAAUCCAUGAAAAAUAUUAUUGAAGAUACAGCAGAACAGAUCAGUGCAGGGAAAAUAUCAGAUCUACAGUCUUUACUGUACACAUCUGCAUGUAGAAGAAGUCACUUGAAACACAAAUACAGAAAAGUAUUUCAAGCAUCAUCAUUGGCAGAUCUGCAAGAGAAACUUACUGCAGCUGUGGAGAAAAAUCUUGUACCUUCAAAGACAGACUCCAAGCUAGUUUUUGUGUUUUGUGGCAAUGGUGUUACAUAUCAGGGUAUGUGCAAGCAGCUCCUAAAACAAGAGCCAGUUUUCAGAGAGGAAAUUGUAAAGAUUGAAACACUGUUGCAAAGCUAUACAAGUUUGAAUCUGAUAGAGAUGCUGGAAAGUGAAUCUGAGAAAAGUACGGAGCUGUCUGAUCCAAAAAUUGUCCAGCCUCUUCUGUUUGCUAUUCAGGUUGCUGUUGUCAAACUUCUGAAACACUGGGGCAUCAGGCCUGAUGCUGUUUUGGGGCACUCUAUUGGAGAAGUUGCUGCAGCUCAUUGUUCUGGUUUGCUGUCACUUGAAGAUGCAGUGAAAGUCAUCCACUAUCGCAGUUCUUUACAAAGCACUGUGACAGGAGGGAAGAUGCUGGUAGUCAGUAAUAUGGCUGUUGCUGAAGUCUUGAAAAUUCUUCCAUCUUAUUCAGGAAGGGUUUGUCUGGCUGCUUAUAACAGCCCUCAGUCAUGCACCCUCUCAGGAGAUGCAGAUGACAUUGACAGGUUGCAACAGAACUUGAGCAACUCAGCCAGUGGAAAAGAUUUGUUCCUUCGCAUUUUAGAUGUUCCUGCAGCAUACCACAGUCACAAGAUGGAUCCCAUUUUAUCCAAAGUGAAACAGAGUAUAGGCUUAUUACAGGCACAUAAUUUGGAGACAGAAUUGUUCUCAACGGUGACAGGUGUUAGCUUGUGUUCCUCUGAUUUUAUUACUGGUGAAUAUUGGGCAAGGAAUAUCAGAGAACCUGUUGAAUUUGAACAAGCUGUAAAGUCUGCAGCUAAAAACAGAAGGAAUGUGAUAUUUGUUGAAAUUGCUCCAAGAAGAUCUUUGCAGAGGUACAUCACUGAGACUCUGGGAAAUGAAUUCACUGUGAUUCCCUCAGUGCAGCCUGAUAAAGAUCACGAGACAAUGCUUGCAGCUGUUUCCAAACUGUUUGAGCUUGGGGUCAAAGUGGACUGGGAAAUAUUCUACAAAGGUUUUGAGACUGAACCAAUUCCCUACCCACGAUACCAAUUUGAUGAUGUGAAGAGAGAUGUCUUUGCUUCUCAUUUGCAGUUGAUCAGUCCCACUGGCAACCAUCCAGUAGUUACACAAAUGGGUACAGACAGUUCAGUGUUCAGCUGUGAUUUAUCCUCUGAAUCAGUGGCCUUCCUGCAGGACCACAAGAACAAUGGGGUUGCCAUCAUUCCUGGGGCAUUUUAUGCAGAGUUGGGUUUAACAGCUUACAUGACAUAUGCAAAACCUAAGGUUCCACUAAGUUCUCUGCAGCUCAGCAUAACAUUCCAGAGUCCAUUUAUUUUCACCCAGAAUGCUCCAGAUAUAAAAGUACAGCUGGAUCAUUCAGACCAUUUGAUCGAUGGCACGUGUAACUUCAAAAUACAGUCUACUUCUGCAGUCUAUGCAUUUGGGACAGUAGAAGCAAAACCAGGUAGAACUCCUGAAGAACAGUUCAUUUCAUUAGACUGUAUUUCCAAAAGAUGCACAUUUCACAUGACUACUGAAGAACUCUACAAACUUCUAAGUCAAGCAGGAUUUGAGUAUGGGUCUGUCUUCAGAAAUAAUGCAGAUGUUUAUUGUGGGGAAGAAUUUAGAGAGGCUAUAUCUGUUGUGAAGGUCAGAAAGGAAUUACUGCCUGAAUUACAUGACUAUCACCUUCACCCUGUGCUCUUGGAUUACAUCAUGCAACUUGUUCUUGCAGCUAUAGGAGGUGUAUCAACAAGACCCCAAUAUCCUGCACAAAUAGGAAGCCUGACUGUAUUUGAACCAUUGCAAGAGGAGAUGGUUAUAUACCUGAGAGCAGUACAUGUGGAAGAAGAUGAUUUUGACAUUUGUGGCUGCUUUGCCAACAAACAGGGUAGGGUGUUAGUUGAACUGAGGCAAGUGAAGAUCAGAAUGCUAGGAAGUCGUUCCCAAGUAGUCCAGGAGUACUUUUUCCACAACAAUUUCAGCAUCAUCUCUGAAGUUUCCACAUUUGAUACACCGAUUAAGGCACUUGUCUUUUCUGACCAGAUAGGAAUUUCUGAAACUUUGCAACAGUACUUGGACCCAACAUCUAGAUAUGUGUCUUCUUCAAUUGGUAACAUACUGUUAGAGGAUGGAGUUGAACUUCUUUUGUCAAAACUGAAAAUUUCAAGUGUGAAGAAAAACUUCCAAGAAAUUUUGUUCAUGUGUGGUGAUGCAGACCUAACCUCUCUUGAAUCAGAGAAGGUCUUGGACAGUAUGGCGGGGUGUUGUGAGAUUUUCCGAAAGCUUGUCACAUAUCUCAAGGCUCUUCAUUUCCCAGGAGAUAUCAGAGUAAUAACCUAUAGGUGCUCUGAGAGCUUAGUGGACUUCAUCAACCCUGGGUUUGUUCUGUCAGGCAUGACAAGAGCAUGUGCAGCUGAGUUGCCAGAACUUUCCUUCCAGCUGAUUGACAUGGGCUCUGCCACUUUUGAAGACAUCAAAGCUUUGGCUCAGGUCCUCAGAUCAUACCCCUGUAACAAAUAUCCAGAGCUAGUAGUGAAGGAGGGCAAAAUUCUGAAACCUGAAAUCACCCACACACCACUGCCACCCAUGGCAAUCUCUUCAAGAAACCUCCACAUGUUGGAUGAAGUAGUCUUCAUCUUGCAAACAUCUGACCCAUAUAUAAUGACAAAUGUGUCAGCAACUCAAAUGGAUAAUUCCAUUGAACUUAUUCAAGGAAAAAAUAUUGAGCUUCAUCUCAGUAAAGUCUGUGUUCAUUCAUCAGAUUACUUUCCAGUCAGCAUUUCUGACCUGAAUUAUGGUCAGACAUUGUAUUGGAACAAGCACACAACUGAAAACCAUAAGCUCUUAGCCCUUGACUUCAGUGGCACUGUCACAGCUGUGGGUAAAGAUGUCAGCAAAUUUAAAGUUGGUGAUCACGUUGUGUCUUGUUACCCUGUGGCUGCCACCUCUAAAGUAGUUCUCCCAGCAGCUGUUUGCUGCAAAGCUAAAAGGUUUUCAUUCCUGAAUGACAUGCCAUGUGUCUCUUACGUGGUACUGGCUUGGGAGAUCUUGCAUGAGGCUUUACCCAAAGCUAAACAGCAAUGGAAGUUGGGCAUUUUCUCCACUGUUCCUGACUCAGCUUUGAUGAAUAUGUUAAUUGCUAUUGCAAACAGAUCAGGUUGGAAUGUCAGAGUGAGCACGCAGGCUGAUCAGCUGUCUUGUGAUUUUAGUGAGGUUGUGGGAGCUGUUCUUCUACCUCCUUAUAAUGUAGAAACUGCUGAAAUAGCUAGCAGUGUUAGAGGCAUCAAAGACAUUGUGUUUGUCUGUGACAACCAGACAGAAUUUCCAUUCAAUGCUACAACAUUCCGAGGUACAAAUGAGGAAGUCCACUUCCAUGUCCUCCUCAUGACCCAGAUAAUGCAAAAAGGGUUUCUGCAAAUGCAAAUGCCACACAUCUACCGAUGGCUGAAAUCCAUGCAUUUGGACAGAAAGUCUUUGUCUUUGGAUGCAACAGCUGUUCAAAGAGUGAAAUCUCAAGACACUGAUCUUCUGUCUGUAAAAGAAUCUGAAUCAUACUUCAGAUGCCAGAUCCUACCUAUUAUCACCCUGAACAGUGAAGACAAGAACCAGCUGUCUGAGAUUCCAGUGAUGCCCAAACACAGUCUAUUCAAGACAAAUUCUGUCUAUAUUGUCACAGGUGGUCUAACAGGGUUGGGCUUUGAGACAGUAAAGUUCAUUGCUCAGAAAGGAGGAGGAAACAUUGUCAUUCUGUCUAGGAGUAAUCCAAAACCUCAGAUGCAACAAGAGAUAAGUCAGGUCAGUAGCCGUUGGGGUUCUGUCAUUAAGUGUCUGCCGUGUGAUGUUUCUGUAUCUGAGCAAGUGGACCAGACAAUUGUUAAUAUUGGAAAACUAUUUCCAUCCAGUCCCAUCAAAGGGGUAUUUCACAGUGUGGUUGUCCUGCAUGAUGGGCUGAUUGAACGUCUUGACAAAUCUCUUUAUGAGAAAGUUAUGAGGCCAAAAGUAAAUGGAGUGAUUAACCUUCACCGUGCUACCAUACAGUGCAAUCUGGAUUAUUUUGUGUGCUAUUCCUCCAUCUCGGCCUUCAUUGGCAAUGCCUCACAAAGUAAUUAUGCUGCGGCUAAUACAUUCAUGGACACUUUCUGUCAGUACCGCAGAAACAUUGGGCUUUCUGGACAGUCCAUUAAUUGGGGGGCUUUGAAUCUUGGUCUUUUGUUGAACAAAGUCCAUGUCCAAAGAUUUCUGGAAGCAAGGGGAAUCAUGCUUUUGGAGAUUCCAGAAAUCCAUGAAAGUCUUGAGCAGUGCCUCUUGAUCAACAAACCUCAACAGGUUGUAUGCAGGUUCAAUUUAAAAAACGGCUGGAAUAACAUUCUCAGUCAGAACAAAACACUGAGUGUACGCUUGUUCAAAAUAGUACAGGAAGCUAUUAGUAAAGGUGGAGUCAAUUUAUCUAGACCUGAACAACCCAAGAAAUCAUCCUCACCACGUGAUUAUCUCUGUCUCAUGAUUAGUGAAACGACUGGUAUUGAGAUGGAUGAGCUGAGUGAUGAUGUUCAUCUUUUCGAUUUAGGCAUUGACUCAAUGUUAGCUAUGACUCUGCAGAAUCUUAUCUUCAAUGAUAGAGGUGUGAAUGUCCCUCUAGUGACUCUGCUGGAUCCAAAUAGCACACUGGCAACUCUAAUUAAAAUCCUGGAGAAGAACUGUGUAGAUGAAUAUCAGAGUGAAGAUGAGAGCAGUUCCACAUACUUAUGAUUUGUAAUUUGUAUUUCUUGUAUGUCUUGUUGUAGCCUCAAAACAAGCACUUUCUUGGAAAUUCAUGACAUUUUUAUGUGAAAUAGGGGUAUAAUUAGUAUUAUUGUACUUAAACAAUGCAGUUGACUCAAGUUCAUCUAGUUUAAGGAGGUUAAUAUUAGCAGAUAUUCCAAUAUGACUAAAUUUCACUAAAUUUCUCUCCAGUCUAUUGAAAUAUCGACUACAGCGGGAACAUAGCAAAUUGAGAUUCUGCAGACUUUGGACUUAACAUUAUCAUUGUUUUAAUUUUGGUUUUUGUGCUUGAUCACACUAGGUUUAAACACACAUUCAGCACUUCACUUCAAUUUGUAAAUUGCUUUCUGUAUCUGUUUUAAUCUACUUGAAACCAAAGCUGUAUGAGCGGCACAUACUGACAUGCUGCUGCUGAUUAAGAUGAUGAUGAUUAUUUUGUUUUAUGAUUAUUAUUAUUUAGUCUAGCUAAAGAGAUCAUGACAAAACCCUUUUUUAAGUUGGGUCGGAGGUAACCGCAAAUAUUAAAUUAAAUCCUUGAAGGUAUGAAAAAAAAUUUAAUCAAUGAAUUGAUCCAAACAAUAGUAUUAGUAAGGUUUAUAGUAAUUUCAAAAUACAUUAUGGUUUGUAUGCUGAAUGAUGUUUAAAAUACUGUCAACAAUGACAAUAGAAAAGAUAUGCUAAUGGAUCAGUCACUUUAUGUAUAAUUGAGACUCUCUGUAGUAAAUACUAGUAUCAGGAUAUUUUACCAUGCAAAUGUUGAAUCAGUAGCGCAAAAUGAGAUGUCAAUAUGAUAUGACCAUUUAUCAGUAAAACUACAAUAAAAGGAGUAACUGAGUAAUAAACAGUGAAGUACUGCUGUGAUUGGGAAUCGGAUGUGACUGUAAUAGUAUAUGAUGUGUGGGUAUAUAUGCAGUAACCUUGUUAUCGAAGGCAAAUAUCUGAGAAAUAAAGAAAUGUAAUGUAAAA
Ctenopharyngodon idella (grass carp) is the source of this 7516-nucleotide messenger RNA. RefSeq names its product probable polyketide synthase 16. Gene Ontology annotation, biological process: fatty acid biosynthetic process. The transcript is spliced from 7 exons. Lineage: Eukaryota; Metazoa; Chordata; Actinopteri; Cypriniformes; Xenocyprididae. The coding region runs from base 215 to 6538 and encodes 2107 amino acids. Gene Ontology annotation, molecular function: 3-oxoacyl-[acyl-carrier-protein] synthase activity; fatty acid synthase activity. The record is from RefSeq and is a predicted model, not a curated record.